Messenger RNA from Lodderomyces oxycetoniae, 2832 nucleotides. It is a transcript of the gene HIR1, whose product is annotated as Hir1p. The record is from RefSeq and is a predicted model, not a curated record. The transcript has a single exon. NCBI's taxonomy places the organism in Eukaryota, Fungi, Ascomycota, Pichiomycetes, Serinales, Debaryomycetaceae. Gene Ontology annotation, cellular component: HIR complex; chromatin; nucleus. Gene Ontology annotation, biological process: chromatin remodeling; regulation of DNA-templated transcription; DNA-templated transcription. Gene Ontology annotation, molecular function: protein binding; nucleosome binding. Bases 1 to 2832 code for a protein of 943 amino acids.
AUGCUGGAUAAACCGUAUACAAAGUCCAAGAAAAGCUCUUCAUCUACAACGCCUGCUGCUACCGCUGCUGCUGCUGCUGCUUCUUUAUCCCCAACAUCAGCGCUUUUGGACGCUGAGCAAACACCAGAUUUACCAGAUAAAUCUCUCCGGCGACCUUUAUGUUCAAUGUCGAGGCAUAACGGAGUAGUCACGUCACUAAAGUUCUCGCCCGAUGGACGUUGGUUGGCUAGUGGGUCCGAUGAUAAAAUCGUUUUGAUUUGGGAAAAGGAUAAUGAUCAAAGACCCAAGUCUUUUGGUGUGGAGCAAGAGGACCUUGAGCAUUGGACAGUGCGGAAGAGACUUGUUGCUCACGACAACGAUAUCCAGGAUAUUUGCUGGUCGCCAGAUGGGAAUUUGCUAGUCACUGUAGGGCUCGAUAGGUCGAUUAUUAUAUGGAAUGCACUCACUUUUGAAAGAAUAAAAAGAUAUGAUAUACAUCAAUCAAUGGUCAAGGGGAUAGUAUUUGAUCCCGCUAAUAAAUUUUUUGCCACAGCUUCAGACGAUCGAACCGUUCGGAUAUUCAGAUAUUACAAGAAAUUGAACGAGUACAACAAGUAUGAAUUUCAAAUGGAACAUGUUGUGGUGGAUCCAUUUAAAAAAUCGCCAUUAACUUCGUAUUUCAGGAGGAUGAGCUGGUCUCCAGAUGGCCAACAUAUUGCCGUUCCCAAUGCAACAAACGGACCUGUGCCCUCAGUAGCAAUAAUAAAUAGAGGUAACUGGGGCUCGGAUGUAUCUUUGAUUGGCCACGAAGCUCCCGUUGAAGUGUGCUCUUUUUCUCCGAGUCUAUUUCAAGUGGGAUCAACCUCAAACAAAGAAGAACAAGAACCGAAAUUUCAGACUGUUUUGGCCACGGGUGGGCAAGAUAGAACUUUGGCUGUUUGGUCUACUUACAAUUCAAAACCAAUAGUUGUAUGUCUGGACAUUGUAUACAACUCAAUUACAGAUAUUUGUUGGGCUCCAGAUGGCGAAACGCUCUAUUUUAGUUGCCUAGAUGGUUCAAUUACUUGUGUUCGUUUUGACAAGGGUGAAUUGGGAUUUGUUGUUAGUACUGACUUGAUUGAUAAACAAUUGAAUAGGUAUGGAACUGAUCGUGAGUCUACAAUAUUACCAGAGAGUGUUGAGCAGUUGUUAUUGGAGGAGAAAUCAAGAGAUACCAGAGCUCUUGCGAUACGACAAAUGAUGCCUGUCAAUAAAUCACCAAAGAAACCGGUGGAUAAAAAAGUAGAAGCUACCUCCGUUUUACUGCCUAGUCAAACAUUGGUUCCCGCAAAAACUAUUGAUACAGCAAGACUUCGAAAACAAGCAAUCACCAUAACAAAAUCGGGUAAGAAAAGAGUUGCUCCAUUAUUAGUUUCAUCUUCGUCUUCUUCAACUCCAAUUUCUGCUGUUCCGUUAUCAACUGGAAACUUUGAACCUAGUAUUGCAACAUCGAAAAAGUACAAGCGCACCAUAAACUCCAAAUUAUCUUAUCCAAAUUAUACUCUCAGCAAGUUGGGGUUACAGACAGCAGUAUGUGGUAUUAAGAAAAGAGAUACGGACACAACUAUAUCAGCACCUGCAGAGGAAGAAGUUAACGAUUACGAUGAUAUGGGAGGUGCAAACACACUACCAGAUGAAGCCAAUACUGCUCAAUUAUCAGAAGCCGCAUUAAGAAGGUUGAAGAAUCGACAGAAACGAAAAUGGCUAGAGUCUAAGUAUCCAAGCUCAUUUAAGGAAAUAUCGCAUUUACCUGAGAAUUUAUUUAGUAAUGUUGCUUUACAAAAUGUUGAAAUUGGGAAGAUUUACAAAGCAUAUGCUAAUAAUAAAGAUAUUCUGGGAGAAAUAUCAACAAGCUCGGCGAUUGAUUUUGAUGAAGAUUUGCUAUUUUCGGUUGUUUUCCAAAAAACUCUGUAUAAGCAAAGGACGGCGGCAGCGCUGGUGGAGGUGACUGAGGUGGCUGAGGGGGCUGAGGGGGCUGCAGCGGCGGCGCCGAUUCCCAUACUGAUGGAAGAAGGUCAGGAUAACUUAAUUACCACCACUAUUGAGAUUCGGAAUGGAAAACCGUGGCAUGAAGAUGAUCCUGAACAAGAGGAUCGAGAUUUUGAUGACCCUACAAAAGUGAUUGUUUAUGAUAAUGAUCAAGAAAAGAGAAGAUUUGUUUUGUUUUUCCCCUUUAGAAUACAGCUGGUGUUGCCUAUUGUGGAAGAUAAUCUGUUGAAGUACUAUGUACUCUGCUCAUUUAAUGGGAGCAUACAAAUCAUAUCUGCUAGCACGGGGAGGUAUAUUUUACCAGCGAUUGAAUUGCAUGAAAAUGUAGUCUUUUUGAAAUAUGGCAAUGGCCAUCUAUUAGUCUUGACGAGUUCCGGGUUGUUUUACGGUUGGAAUUUGAAAACAAUGAAAAUUUACUUGAACAAAGUGGCAAUUGCCAAUGUUCUUAAUAACCUUGUGGAGAUUAAUGAACUGCUGAAACAUGGUGUAAUUUCCCCAACAGUUAAAGCAGUCGAUAUUAAUCUCCAUGAUGGUACUCCCUAUGUGAUGACAGAUGUUAGCAAUGACAUAUAUGGGUACUCGUUAGAUCUCAAUUCCUGGAUCAAAGUGAUUGACUCAUGGUACUUUAAUGUCGACGAAUCUAUUCCACACCAGUCUAAUAAAAACAAGGCAUUAGGUAGAGUUUUGAUACAACUGAAACUCAAUUAUAAAAAGGAUGCAUUGUUGGGUAACAUAUAUACCUACAAAUUUAGCACUAAUCAAAGUAAAAAAUUGCAGGAUGUUAUGAUCAUGAAGAGUAAAGAAAUGAUGGAAAUGAUUCAGUGA